Molecule: messenger RNA, 734 nt
Organism: Megalops cyprinoides (Indo-Pacific tarpon)
Lineage: Eukaryota; Metazoa; Chordata; Actinopteri; Elopiformes; Megalopidae
Product: protein PML-like
Exons: 2
Coding region: 1-600 (199 amino acids)
Biological process (GO): DNA catabolic process
Cellular component (GO): cytoplasm
Molecular function (GO): 3'-5'-DNA exonuclease activity; nucleic acid binding
Source: RefSeq, a predicted model, not a curated record
AUGAAUGUUGCGACGUGUGAUAUCAUCCAGCUGUCAGCCAUCUCCAAAGAGAGGACCUUCAACGUGCAUGUGCUACCGCGCUGCUGCAUGACGGAUGAAGCCUCUAGGGUGACCGGCUUCACCGUGCGGGACCAGACGCUGCUCCUGCGCGGGAGGCCGGUGGAGACGGUCCCUCUCCGGCAGGCUCUGACCUCCUUUAUUGCCUUCCUGUGCUCCGUGCACCGGCCCCUGUUGGCGGCGCACAAUGCCAAGCGCUUCGACUGCCCCGUGCUGGCCAGGGUGCUGCGAGAGUUCUCCCUCGAGGAAGAGUUCCAGCAGGCUGUCGACGGCUUCCUGGACACUUUCCUGCUCAGCAAAGAUCUCCUGGCUAAGACCACGGUAAGGAGGUACUCUCAGCAGUACCUGGUCAGCCUCUUCCUCAACAAGUCCUACCAGGCACACAAUGCGCUCGAGGACGUCAGAGCUCUACAGGAUCUGUACCACGCGUGGGCUCCCGACAGGCACCUGGUGCAGAGACACCGAUUCACCUUGCAGCAGCUCCACGACCCUCUGGUGGAUCUUUUACAAAGCCUGAGAGCAUCUCGGAGGGUUUAUUUCUGAGUUUUGUCUUAUACUCUCCCAUACAUUUGUACAGCCUUGUCCAAAUGCAGGAGGAACAUCUUGCACAUUUUCAUGAAAACUUGUGUAGCUUUUAUAUACACCGUUUCCCAUUUUAUGUAUAUAGGCCUAUAUAC